AUGAGGUCUCCUCAGCAAAGAGAAGAAGCGGAACAGCAACAAGAAGCGUUCUUGCAGCGAAGCGCGCAGCAGCUGCCGACGAAUAGCGGAUGGGGCGUGCCCCAGCAACAUCCGAAGGUUCUAGUGGCGAAGAACUGGGUGGAAGAGCUCCACGAAUUCGUCGACGAGAAACACAAUGUGCACAAGGACAUCAAGGAGCUGGUGUUAAAGAUCCGGAGAGCUCUCGGAUCAGCCGUCAAGGAGUGGACCAACGUGUUGCAGAGAGCGGAAAUAGCCGAAAGCGAAUUGGCAUCGACGAAAAACGCUCUCGCUGAUAAAACGCUGCCACAGCAAACACCGAGAACAGUCCCGGGAAACCUCGGCAAAAAGGAGAAACUAGCGCGAACGGAAAACACACCGAUGUCUGCGACAAAGAGACACCGAUCCUCGCCAGGAGAUGAAAGGCCAGGAGGCUCUAAAAGGCAGAGAGACAAUCUGCGCAAGCGAUUGGCCGCCGCAGAGGCAGAACAGGUCGGUGUCGGCAACAGAGAGACCCAGUGGCAGACUGUGCAAAGAAAGGGCAAGGCAAAGCAGACGAACGCAGGUGCAAGACCAAAAGCAAUUAGGAGAAGCGUUAAAAAGAAAGGCGAAGCGAUUGUGUUGAAGACCCGUGAGGAAAGUUACCUUGAGGUUCUACGUACCAUAAGAACGGCUCCGGAGCUUAAGGACUUCGGCGCGGACCAAUUGCUGUGCCAAUCCACGAAGGAAGCGAAGUGCGACGUAGCAAUCAUCUCGGAUCCGUACCGUAUCCCAUCCGGAAAUGGUAACUGGGUAGCAGAUGAAGCUGGAACCGCUGCGAUUUGGACGGUUGGAAGAUCUCCCCUGCAGGAAGUGGUGUAUCGCGCGAUAGAGGGUUUCGUUAUAGCCAAGGUUAACGGCGUCUACAUAUGUAGCUGCUAUUCACCUCCACGCUGGACGAUAGAGCGGUUCAAUCAGGUGCUGGACCGAAUAUUGGAGAAACUUGGCGACAGGAGGCCAGUCAUCAUUGCCGGCGAUUUUAAUGCCUGGGCAGUUGAGUGGGGUAGCCGCCUCACAAACCCCAGAGGAUGGAGCCUGCUGGAAACAGUAUCCAGACUGAACUUAGUUCUAGCCAACGAAGGAUCCACAAGCACCUAUCGAAGAGAAGGCAGAGAGUCUAUCAUCGACGUAACGUUCUGUAGUCCGACUGUAGUGAGAAGCAUGAAUUGGAGAGUCUGCGAAGAUUAUACGCAUAGUGAUCACCAAGCGUUCCGAUACCGUCUUGGAGAACGGGUACAGACGGCGGCACGUGGGGAUGAUUCCAAAGGGCGGAAGUGGAGAACAGAAGCAUUCGAUGAAGACGUGUUCGCAGAAGUGCUUCGCUUGCGAUACAACUAUGCCGAGGAAGAUACAGCCGCGGGACGUCCGCCGACCAGUCUACUGGUGGAAUGGGAGGAUCGCCGAACUCCGUCGGAACUGUCUUCGAGCUAG
Messenger RNA from Aedes albopictus (Asian tiger mosquito), 1488 nucleotides. RefSeq lists its product as uncharacterized. Gene Ontology annotation, molecular function: catalytic activity. The transcript has 4 exons. Bases 1 to 1488 code for a protein of 495 amino acids. NCBI's taxonomy places the organism in Eukaryota, Metazoa, Arthropoda, Insecta, Diptera, Culicidae. The record is from RefSeq and is a predicted model, not a curated record.